Molecule: messenger RNA, 1330 nt
Organism: Caenorhabditis angaria
Lineage: Eukaryota; Metazoa; Nematoda; Chromadorea; Rhabditida; Rhabditidae
Source: the annotation of a GenBank genome assembly
AUGCCAACUAAGUUUCCAAUAAUUGGCGAAGAUAUCACGCUAGAUUUUAAUCCAGAUGCAGUUGAUAAAUUGAGAUUUUUUGGCACUCCAAUUUUUCUUGUUGCCUGUGGAUUUUUUAUAAUGACAAAACAAUAUGUUGGGCAAUCAGUUCAAUGUUGGGUGCCAACACAUUUCAAGGUCAGCUUACUUUUGUUAAUGAUAAGUUUGAAAACGAGAACAAAGUUUUCAGGAUAGUUGGGAAGCAUAUGCAGAAACGUAUUGUUUAGUUGAAAACACGUAUUUUGUUCCAAUGAAUCAAUCAAAUUUGCCCGAAAUUGAUACACGAGAAAAUCGGGAAAUGAAAUAUUAUCAAUGGGUUCCUUUUAUAUUAUUUGGUAUGGCUUUUGCUCUUUAUAUUCCAAAAUUUGUUUAUCAAAUAUCUCAAUUAAUAAUGGGUAUUGAUUUGUCAUUGAUAACUAUUUAUAUGAGAAAUCGAUCAAUCAAUGGAUUAUCAUCAAAUGACAGUAAAACAUUGGAAGAAUUAAGAAAUGAUAUUAAAAUAACUGCAAAACGUCGUGGAGGAUCUGGAGAAACUUGGGGAUUUCAUCUUACACUUUGUUUGAUUAUAAGAAAAGUAACAGCGGCAAUUAUUGUUUUUGCAUCAAUAAUAUUUUUGGAAUCAUUUAUGGGUUUAGGACCAAUGUAUGGAUAUACAGUAAGUUUCAAGUAGAAAUUAACAUUCCAAAAUUUGAAAAAAUAGGUGACUCGUGAUCUUUUGGCUGGCCGUGAAUGGAAAGAAAGUGGAAGUUUUCCACGAGUUACAUUCUGUGAUUUUGAAGUUCGAGAAAUUGGGUAUAUCAAUAAUUGGACUCUUCAAUGUGUUCUUAUGGUUAGUUUUUUUUUAAUGAUUUAGGAGAUCAAAACAAUAUUCAGGUGAAUAUGUUCAAUGAGAAAUUAUUCGUGGCGCUUUGGUGGUUGUACCUCAUUCUUGCUAUUUUAUCAAUGUUCGAUAUUGCUAGAAUUAUUUAUAGAUUCACCGCAUACCAUCAAAUCAAUUUUGUUUAUAAUAUAUUGGUAAGUUUUCUUCUAGAGUAUCUGGGUUUCGGAUAAAUGAGUCAAAUUCAGAACAACGGUGGUAAUGUGAAUGCUGAGAAAACUGAAAUCUCUCGAUUUAUCCGAUCUACUUUGAAAAAUGAUGGAAUUACUCUACUUCAUUUGAUCAAUUCAAAUUUCACAAUUUUUGAGGUAUUGUCUUUUUCGCUUGUAUUUUUUAUUAUGAUUCAUUUCGGUUUUUCAGACAGCUGAUUUUCUGCUACCAAAGUGGAAUAGUAGGAAAACAAAAAACGAAUAA